CUUCACCGUGUGUACAGCUAGCCGCCUGUGAUUAGCCACGUCAUGUAAAGUUAGCAGCGGAGCGGCGGUGAUAUCUGGCAGCCUGGGUCGUAGAGUGAUUUGGGGGAGGACACUGGUUCAUUGACGGAGAGGGGGCUCUUGUUUCGGGGUUAGAGGUUCGGCAGUAACCCGUUGGGAAGAUGUCAGACCUCGGGGACUGGUUCAAAAGCAUCCCGUUCAUCACCAGGUCCUGGUUCGCUGCCUCCAUCGCUGUCCCCCUCAUCGGGAAACUGGGCCUGGUGGACUUCAGACACAUGGUGCUGGUGCCGGAGCUCGUCUUCAGCAGGUUCCAUCUCUGGAGGCCAGUGACAGCCACUCUGUAUUUCCCGGUAACUCCUAACACCGGCUUCCUGUACCUGGUCAACCUAUAUUUUCUCUACAACUACUCCACUCGGCUAGAGACGGGAGGAUUUGAUGGCAGACCCGCAGACUAUGUCUUCAUGCUCCUCUUCAACUGGAUCUGCAUUGUUAUAACCGGGAUGCUGAUGAACAUGCGGCUUCUCAUGAUCCCACUGAUCAUGUCUGUGUUGUACGUCUGGGCUCAGUUCAAUAAAGACACCAUCGUCUCCUUCUGGUUCGGAACACGAUUCAAGGCACAUUAUCUACCGUGGGUCAUCUUGGCUUUUAACUUCAUCAUUGGAGGCUCUUUUGUGAAUGAACUGACUGGGAACCUGGUGGGUCACCUCUACUUCUUCCUCAUGUUCAAAUACCCCAUGGACCUGGGUGGACGCUCCUUCCUCUCCACACCAGAGUUCUUGUAUCGGUUUUUGCCAAACAGAAGGGGAGGGGUGUCGGGCUUUGGAGCCCCUCCCAGCAGGAGACCAGUCGCCCCGGAGCAGGCGGGAGGUGGUGGUGGGGGAAGAGGACGUCACGACUGGGGCCAAGGCUUCCGCCUGGGGGAUGACUGAGAGGGGGCGAGAGGAGAUGGCUACACCCUCCUCCUCUUCAGCUCCCAACAACAAACAGCUGUGCAGCUGAUGAUUGAGGUUAAAAUGUUUGCUUCUUCACAUUCGUCUCUGUUUGAGGGAAUAAACAGAAAUCUUUGAUCUUAAUAAAUAAUAAAUGUUUCGUUAUAUAUGAAACAUAUGAUGAGAUGAAAAUUUGAAGAAGCAUACAUUUUAACCCAAAGAGCAGCUCGUAGCAGGUCGCGGACUCUGGCUGUAGGCUCAGUUCCAAAGCCAAUAAUCCACUGCUGCGGUUGUGUCCAAGUGAAGCAGAUAGAAGAAAACAUGAAUAAAUAGUUUGUUUUUGUAAUUUGA
Paralichthys olivaceus (Japanese flounder) is the source of this 1298-nucleotide messenger RNA. RefSeq names its product derlin 1 (gene derl1). Gene Ontology annotation, cellular component: endoplasmic reticulum membrane; Hrd1p ubiquitin ligase ERAD-L complex. The record is from RefSeq and is a predicted model, not a curated record. Lineage: Eukaryota; Metazoa; Chordata; Actinopteri; Pleuronectiformes; Paralichthyidae. Gene Ontology annotation, biological process: endoplasmic reticulum unfolded protein response. Gene Ontology annotation, molecular function: misfolded protein binding; ubiquitin-specific protease binding.